AUGGCGGGCCCCCGGUUGUCGGAAAAGGAGCUCUUUGAGCUGAAUGCAAAGGCUGCUCCGCUAGUGGUGCUGGACAAUGUCAAGUUCCCCUCGUACAACGAGAUUGUGUCGCUGACGCUCCCUGACGGCUCGACGCGUGGCGGUCAGGUGCUCGAGGUGUCCGGCAGCAAGGCCAUCGUCCAGGUCUUUGAGGGCACUUCUGGCAUUGACGUGAAGGACACGCAUAUCGAGCUCACGCGCCACUCGAUGAAGCUCCCCGUGUCCGAGGACAUGCUUGGCCGUGUGUUCAACGGCUCGGGUAACCCCGUCGACAACGGCCCCAAGGUCUUUGCCGAGGACUUUUUGGACAUCAACGGCUCGCCGAUCAACCCGUACUCGCGUGCCUACCCCGAGGAGAUGAUCCAGACGGGUAUCUCGACCAUCGACACGAUGAACUCGAUCGCCCGUGGCCAAAAGAUCCCCAUCUUCUCCGCCUCGGGUCUGCCGCACAACGAGAUUGCCGCGCAGAUUUGUCGCCAGGCCGGCCUUGUGAAGCGCCCGGGCGCCGGCAAGGGUGUGCACGACGACCACGAGGACAACUUCAGCAUUGUCUUUGCGGCGAUGGGUGUGAACAUGGAGACGGCCCGCUUCUUCAAGCAAGACUUUGAGGAGAACGGCUCGCUGGACCGUGUGACGCUCUUCCUGAACUUGGCCAACGACCCGACGAUUGAGCGUAUCAUUACGCCGCGUCUCGCGCUGACCACCGCAGAGUACUUUGCCUACCAGCUCGAGAAGCACGUCCUCGUCGUGCUGACCGACAUGACCUCGUACGCCGACGCGCUGCGUGAGGUUAGUGCUGCGCGUGAGGAGGUGCCGGGUCGCCGUGGUUACCCCGGUUAUAUGUACACAGACUUGGCCACGAUCUACGAGCGUGCUGGUCGUGUGCAGGGCCGCAACGGUUCGAUCACCCAGAUCCCGAUUCUGACCAUGCCCAACGACGACAUGACCCACCCGAUUCCCGACUUGACGGGCUACAUUACCGAGGGCCAGAUCUACGUCGACCGGCACCUGUACAACCGUCAGAUCUACCCGCCGAUCAACGUGCUGCCGUCGCUUUCGCGUCUCAUGAAGAGCGCCAUCGGCGCAAAGCACACGCGUGCCGACCACGGCGACGUGUCGAACCAGAUGUAUGCUGCGUACGCCACCGGUCGUGACGCCGCCUCGAUGAAGGCGGUCGUCGGUGAGGACGCGCUGAGCCACGAGGACAAGCUCACCCUCGAGUUCAUGGAACGCUUCGAGAAGGAGUUUGUCACGCAGGGCGCCUACGAGACCCGCUCCAUCUUUGACUCGCUCGACAUCGGCUGGUCGCUGCUGCGGAUUAUGCCCAAGGAGAUGCUCAACCGUAUCAGCCCCAAGAUUCUCAAGGAGUACUACUCGCGCAAGAGCUCCAAGGCACAGCCCGAGGAAGAGGAGCAGGCGAACAAGGCGAGCGUCACCGACGAGAAGUAG
Molecule: messenger RNA, 1488 nt
Organism: Malassezia japonica
Lineage: Eukaryota; Fungi; Basidiomycota; Malasseziomycetes; Malasseziales; Malasseziaceae
Gene: VMA2
Product: Vacuolar ATP synthase subunit B
Exons: 2
Coding region: 1-1488 (495 amino acids)
Biological process (GO): ATP metabolic process; proton transmembrane transport; vacuolar acidification
Cellular component (GO): proton-transporting V-type ATPase, V1 domain
Molecular function (GO): ATP binding; proton-transporting ATPase activity, rotational mechanism
Source: RefSeq, a predicted model, not a curated record